AUGGGGAAAGUGAGCCCAGGUUUGCCUGAAGGAUUUCCCCCAGCUCUGCCCAGCCUGGCUGCUUGGUUGCUUGUCCCAGGCCCCGUGUGCUGCGAGAAUGGGAAUUUCCAGGGAAGGCUUUUCCUUGUGUUUUACCUGCCAUCUGCAGAUGCUGCACAGACUCUCCCAAAGGAGCAGAGCGUCGCUAAGCCCAGCCCAGACCAGCUGCAGCUCAGCCAGGAGGAAGGAUCUGACUCUGGCAUCCUGGAGGGUGACAGCAAAAGCUCAGCUCCAGCUACCUCAGAGCCCAAAUGUGACACUUGUGAAGACAGUGAUUUGAUAGAAAACCUCUCCAAAAGCAAAAAGCCCAAGCUGGACCUGGUUUUUGAGGAAUGGGAUGUGGCCGGGCUGCCGUGGUGGUUUUUAGGGAAUCUCAGAAGCAAUUACAAAUCCCGGAGUAACGGAUCCACGGAUAUUCAGACUAACCAGGACAUUGACACUGCCAUCGUUUCAGACACCACUGAUGACUUGUGGUUCCUCAACGAGUGUCCCCUGGACCAGGGCACUGCUGGGCUCAAGGUGGAAGUGCUGGACUGUGAGGAGGUCAAAGAAGGUGACACCAAGGAGGAUGUGUGCUUGGAUGAGCUGGAGGAUUCCCAGUGCCUGAGUGAUGACACGGACACAGAGGCUGCUUCUGAGGAUUGCUGGCAAUGCUCCAAGUGCAGGAAAUUCAACUCUCCGGGGAAAAGGUACUGCUUCCGCUGCUGGGCCCUGCGCAAGGACUGGUACCGGGACUGCCCCAAACUGCCCCAUUCCCUGUCCCUUUCCAACAUCAAUUCCAUGGAAAACCAGGAGCAGGAUGAAGGGAUGGACGUCCCAGACUGCAGGAGGACGAUCUCAGCCCCGGCUGGCCAACCCAAACACCUUUUCCUGGCAGAAAGCAAACCCCGUGCAGAUCCCGGCGGCUCCAUCGAGUCCUUGGAUUUGGCGCGGGACGGGAAAAAUCGGGAUUUUGCCAAGCUGAAGAAAGAGGAGGAGGUGGAAUCUCUGGAGAGCAUCAAAACUCUGCUGAAUCCCUGCUUCCUGUGCCAGCACAGGCCUCGGGAUGGGAAUAUUGUCCACGGAAGGACUGCUCACCUGGUGGCCUGUUUCAGGUGUGCCAGGAUGCUGAAGAAGAAGAGAUCGCCGUGUCCCGUAUGCAGGAAGGAGAUCAAGAUGGUCAUCAGGAUCUUCAUGGGGUAGGGAGACUUCCUGCCCCUAAAGUAACCCCAAAAUCUGACUUUUUGCACUCAAACCCCCAUUGCGGUGCGUGCAGGAAGGAGAUCAAGGUGACCAUCAGGAUCUUCAUAAAAUAACCCCAAAAUCUGGGUUUUUGCACUCAAACCCCUGUUGUGGUGUGUGCAGGAAGGAGAUCAAGAUGGUCAUCAGGAUCUUCAUAAAAUAACCCCAAAAUCUGGAUUUUUGCACUCAAACUCCUAUUGUGGUGUGUGCAGGAAGGAGAUCAAGGUGACCAUCAGGAUCUUCAUAAAAUAACCCCAGAAAGAUGAUUUUUGCACACAAAUCCCAAUUUCAUUGUGUGCAGGAAGGAGGUCAAGAUGGUCAUCAGGAUCUUCAUGGUGUAGCAGGAUCUUCUGACCCUAAAAUAAUUCCAAGAAGGGGUGUUUUGCACUCAAAUCCCAAUUUCAGUGUGUGCAGGAAGGAGAUCAGGAUGGCCAUCAGGAUCUUCAUGGACCUACUACUAAAAUAACCCCAAAAAUAGAUUUUUUUGCACGAAACCCCCAAUUGCAGAGCUCGGUCUGCAGGAUCAAGAUGGUCAUCGGGAUCUUUAUGGGAUAGCAGGGCCUUCUGCUCCUAAAAUAACCCCAAAAUGAAGAUUUUUGCACUCAAACCCCAAUAGCAAAGCUCAGCCAGUGAAACCAAAGAAGACAAAGAUUUAAUCCCACCAAGAAUCCUCUGCAGGAUCUGCUUUUCCAUGGAAAUCACCUCAAGAUCAAAACCCCAACUUGGAAAUUUUCCCAAUUUCCCAUCUUCAGCCUGAUUUUAUCCCUUGGGAUUCUUUCUCCUGACCCAGAACAGCAGAUGUGGGAAAAAUUGAAACCUUUGGAAUGUUUUUUUUUUUUCCCAUAAAUCCUGACUUGUGCAAUUCCUCUGGAGCCGAGAGAUAUAAAACAGAAAUAAAUAUUUAUGGUGGGAGGGCAGGGGAUUUGUUUUGGAGAGAAGAAAAAUAACUUUAUUCCUAAGUGUUUUAUUGUUUAAGGUUGGCAGGGUGAAGAAUUCCUUGCUCCCAGAUGGGAAAUAAAUCCAAGUUUUUAAUCCACACCUCUCAGGUCACAAAUGAGAUGGAAAAAUAAUAAUGAUGUUAUAUUUUU
Molecule: messenger RNA, 2348 nt
Organism: Vidua chalybeata
Lineage: Eukaryota; Metazoa; Chordata; Aves; Passeriformes; Viduidae
Gene: MDM4
Product: MDM4 regulator of p53
Exons: 7
Coding region: 1-1221 (406 amino acids)
Biological process (GO): protein ubiquitination; negative regulation of apoptotic process; regulation of cell cycle
Cellular component (GO): nucleus
Molecular function (GO): ubiquitin-protein transferase activity
Source: RefSeq, a predicted model, not a curated record